GUAAAAGAAAAGGAAAAUAGAAUCUACAAAUUAUCCGAAAUUAUUCAGGGAUUUCGGGUUAUUGUAAGAAGAAGAGAAUUAAAAAAAGAAUUUAAAAGAAAGGAAACAAAGCUGAGAACUGCUGCCUCGUCUUCAACUCCGAACUCAGCACCAAAGAGAGGUGUUUAUUACUUUUUUUUGGCUUGGGGCUCAGACUGACUCAGUAGUCAUAAGAGAGGAGCUUCAACUUUACACCUUUCUGGUUUAUAACGGAAAAGGAAGAAAGGUGAUUUAAGUUUUUAUCACGUCAUUCUUCUUCGAUUGGGUUGGCGGCGGUGCUGGGAAAUGGGCGGUCCGGGAGGAGGACAGCCGAGGUCUUACCCUUUGAAUCCGAAUGAUUACAAGCUCCUUGAAGAGGUCGGUUACGGCGCCAGCGCCACCGUCUUCCGAGCGAUCUGUCUCCCUUUUAAUGAAGUUGUGGCCAUCAAGUGCUUGGAUCUCGAUCGCUGCAACAGCAAUCUGGUUUCCCCUUCUCCUCUCCUCUUUUUUCUUUGUUUUCUUUCUUGUUUUUAUCGCUUACUUUAGCUAAGUUUAUCAGUUAAGAGGCUUUUAUUCAGUUGGCUCUCGCUGCUCUGGGCUUAAUUUGAAGCUGAAUUAGCUGAAUUGCUUGAAUUUUUGUAUCACCAUUUGAAUUGAGUUAGCUAGUUUUUGUGUGUGUGUGUGUGUGUGCGUGUCUGUGUGUGUGUGUGUGUGUGUAAGUGAAUUCUACUUGGGAAAUUGAGAAUGAAAGUGAAUUCUGUUUGCAUGAUUAAUGUGGCGUCUGUUUGAUAAAUGGUAAGAGGUGGAGGAUACUCCAAGUGAUUCUUUUGGUUGCCCAUGGCUUUUGUUUUAAAAACUUCCUGUCCAAUGAGAGUAAUCAUAUUCGGGGCGCGCGUGGUUAGUCCUUGAGACUUCGUUUAGUUAGUGAUCAGUGUGGCGUUAACUUAUCCACCUCUCUCUCUUUAUUGCAGGUAUGAUGAAUGCAUAUAGUAAGUUAGCUUAACAAGAGCAAUUAUAUUCACAGCUAAAAAGUUGUGGUGACUUUGAUUAGUAACUGGCGUGGCAUUCAUUAAUAUUCUAUCCUUUUAAUUGUUGAUAAUAAUAUAUGCUGUAUUUAUAUUGUGAAAAUAAGCUUAAUGGUACACCGCUUUUAAGUAAAGUCAACGUGUUUAUUGUUGCUCAACAAAUGAUGGCUCAAUUUAUUGAAAACUCUCAGCUGCAUUAAUUGCGCUAUCUUUCUUUCUCUCUCUCUGGUGCUGACGUCAUAAGAUUCAUACGUAAUAUAUAAUGCGCUAAGAAUCUGAUUUCGUAUUUUGCAGAAGUUACUGAAAUAUAUUUAGUUAAUAUAGUUGUGAUCGGUUUAGGUUAAUGGAAUGACAAGUGGCUGAAGUGGGAAAUUAAACUAUUAAAGUUCCAGCUUUUCUAUCUUCAACAUGCAUCCAUUUACCUAAUGUUGUUGCAGAUGUAUUUAAUAAUGAAUACCUGAUUGUAGUUAAUGCAAUUGUGGAUUUUUCUAUGGCAUUUUUGUAUGCUGAUGUCUUUAGUAAUUCAGUUUGUACAAGCUGAAUAACAAAUGCUAUUCUAGAGCUUUAAAAGUGUUAAUCUUUGCUAUCUCAUCAAUAGCGAUGUUCUGAAAGCUUGGAUCUUUGAUUCACGUUGUAUGAUGCUUCUUGUGGUAUCUGAUUUGGUCUAAUAUUUAGCCUCGAAUCAGCUGCUAGCCUCUUGGUGGAGUCCACAAUGUAUUUGCUUAUGUGUCAUUUUAAUGUGAUGGAAAUUGGCCGACUAAUUGAAAAUUAAUGAGAGCGGCAAACCCUAGCCGUAGGGAGUUAAGAGAGACAAAAUCUUUGAAAGCUUAAACUAUAAUAAUCAGAAAACGUGAAUAACUAAACUGCAGAACUUCUCUAAUUAUAGAGGUGUCCUGCUUAUUCCUAAAGCUACUAAAUUGCUGAUUCCAAUCUGCAUGAAACAAAUGUGAUUAGCUAAAUGGAAAACUAAACUAAAAGGAAACUUUUCUUCUAAGAAGAUUCUAGCUAUUUCUCAAAAUCUAACAUGAAGAUACCUAUACUUUCCUGCAUCUCAACUUCCAUGACCAGCUAAUGAGACACGGUAUAUCAUCCUGCUACUGAGCUCCCACAGACUCUUUUAUGUUUUUCUUUCUUUGUAAAAGACAGAUUUGUAUCCGGGAAACUCUUUAUGGUAUCUUUCAACAUUGAGAAUUAGUGACUACGAAUAAAUUAUUUCUGAAUCUUGCGUACACAUUCAUGAGCUACAUGUACAUUUGCUCUGGUGGACUUGUGUCUCUUGUCUCUUUUAUUUGUACGUUAGGGAAUGUUCGGCUUUUUUUCCCCCUUUAUUUAUGCUUUAUUUGAAUGCUUACUAUCACCAAAAAAGAGUGAUGGUUUUCUUCAUUGUGAAGAUUAGAUGCAGUUGGUGUAGUGACUAAUUCAAUCUGCUAGUAAAAUUCAAUUUUGUAGUUUUACCUAUUCUGUUAGAUAUUGCUCUGGAUCUGCUUUCAUCUCUCAUGAAGCAAAUGCAUGCUUGGUUAUCUGCAUCUAUCUGAUGAAAUCUUUUUUCCAGGAUGACAUCCGUAGAGAAGCUCAGACUAUGAGUUUGAUAGAUCACCCAAAUGUAAUAGGAGCAUAUUGUUCGUUUGUUGUUGAGCACAACCUUUGGGUGGUUAUGCCUUUCAUGGCAGAGGGGUCUUGUUUACACCUGAUGAAAGUAGCAUAUCCAGAUGGGUUUGAAGAGUCAGCAAUUGCGUCUAUCUUGAAAGAAACCCUUAAGGCUCUUGAGUAUCUUCAUCGACAUGGUCAUAUCCAUCGUGAUGUCAAAGCUGGGAACAUACUAAUGGACAGUAAUGGAGAGGUAAAGGUUGCUGAUUUUGGUGUCUCGGCGUGCAUGUUUGACACAGGUGACAGACAGAGAUCAAGAAAUACCUUUGUAGGCACUCCAUGCUGGAUGGCACCAGAGGUGUUGCAGCCACAAACCGGAUAUGAUUUCAAGGCUGAUAUCUGGUCAUUUGGAAUCACAGCUCUGGAGUUGGCUCAUGGUCAUGCACCCUUCUCAAAAUACCCCCCAAUGAAGGUUCUGUUGAUGACCAUACAAAAUGCACCUCCAGGACUUGAUUAUGACCGUGAUAAAAAGUUCUCUAAGUCAUUUAAAGAAAUGGUUGCCAUGUGCUUGGUAAAAGAUCAAACAAAGAGGCCCACAGCGGAGAAGUUAUUGAAACACACAUUUUUCAAGAAUGCAAAGCCUCCAGAGCUUUCUGUGAAGAAACUCUUCGUCGACUUGCCACCUUUGUGGACUCGUGUGAAAACGCUUCAGAUGAAAGAUGCCUCACAACUAGCAUUGAAGAAAAUGCCUUCUGCCGAACAGGAAGCAUUGUCACAGAGUCAGUAUCAGAGAGGUGUUAGUGCCUGGAACUUUGACAUUGAGGACUUGAAAAUCCAAGCAUCACUGGUGCAAGAUGAAGAUGAAAAUGAAAUACCAGAAAUCAAAGAGCAGGCAGAUCCAAAAGUAGAUGUGAGAAUAAAGAAAACAGAUGUAUCUGCUUCUGAAUCUGGUUUAUGGAGAUCAAGAUCGACCAAUAUUCUAUACAGUGAUCAGAUAAAUGGUGAUAAUAAGGGAAGUAAAGUCAUUGAAGAUGAUUUUAUAGAAUCUGACAAUCAAACGAAGCCUUUACUGAAGAAGAGUGUAUCAAAAGCCGAGUUGUCGGUGCCUGUUGCAGAAACGGAUAUAUCAGCUAAGUUCAAAUCCCAACCAAAUAAAAGUCGUCAAACUCAGAGUGGCCCACUUAUGCCUGGCCUGGUUGUUGGUCAGUCAACAUUAGAAAGAGUGCGGACCGCAGAAAGGUCUGACAUUGAAACUCAGCAGCCAGUAGAAAAGACUCCUCAAGUACGAAAAGCGCCUAGCUUCAGUGGUCCGUUAAUGUUACCAACUCGAGCGUCGGCAAAUAGUUUAUCUGCUCCAAUUAAGUCAUCAGGAGGGUUCAGAGAUACUCUAGAUGAUAAAUCGAAGACAAAUCUAGUGCAAAUAAAAGGGCGUUUUUCAGUGACCUCAGAAAAUGUUGAUCUUGUAAAGGAUAUUCCAUUAUGUACAGUUCCUCGAAGAUCUUCUCAGGGGUCACCUUUGAGGAAGUCUGCUAGUGUUGGAGACUGGAUAUUUGACUCCAAGCACAAUCCAAAUAGUUACAUACCGAAGGAGAUGGGGAAUAGCAGCAUGCCAGCUUCUGUUCUGAUGCCUCAUCUCCAAAAUCUUUUCCAGCAAACUUCACUUCAACAGGAUCUCAUUGUAAAUCUUCUAAAUAGCUUGCAACCAGCUGAGGUAGCAGAUGUCCCUCAAAAUGGCAAGUUGCCUCCAGUACCUCGCAUCCCAGAGAACAAUGGAAAUGUUGAUGCUGCUUCUACUGAAAGAGAACGUUUGCUGCUUACCAAAAUUUUUGAGCUGCAAGCAAGGAUGAGUAAUUUGACGGAUGAACUAACCGCGGAAAAGAUGAAAUACAUUCAAUUACAACAGCGGAUAAACAUGAUAUCUAGUCAGGAAAACGGCGACAAAAGAGAAGUUGAUUCUUAAAGACUAUAAAAGGAUGUUGUACAAUGUACAUUUAACUCUGUGAAUAUUCAGAAGAUUCAAGUUAUACAAAGAAGUACUAGGGUUCUAUGGAGAGUACCUUUCUUUUAUUUUCGCGGCGUUCUUCAUCUGCCGACUCAGCUGAAUAGUAACUUCUUGUAAGCCAGUAAUCAUGAGGAAACGGAAGGUGAAUUCAGGGGAAAAUUUUUUUUUUUUUUUUU
Messenger RNA from Oldenlandia corymbosa var. corymbosa, 4808 nucleotides. The record is from the annotation of a GenBank genome assembly. NCBI's taxonomy places the organism in Eukaryota, Viridiplantae, Streptophyta, Magnoliopsida, Gentianales, Rubiaceae.